UAUAUUCUAUAUAUUAUCGACAAUGUAAUAUAAUUUCCACUGUCUUUCAAUAAUCUCUCUUUCAUGGCUCCUCUUCCUUUCAUACCGAGCCAAACCCAAUCGCAGACGCGUUUAUCUUCUUCAGACCCAAAGAAGAAGAAGAGUAGAAAGAAGCAAACGCCUCUCCCUCAGACACAAACGCAAAAGCUGAAGCAGAAGACAGUUCAAUCAUCAUCGUCGUCAUGGAGCCAGAUAAAGAACCUUUUGAGUUGCAAACAAAUAGAAGGGCCAGGAGUGCACGAACCAUCAAAGAUUACGUCAUCAUAUUGUGGCUCCUCUCUAUGUAAGUUUAGUGAUAUUAUUUACGGUAAUGCUCGCGUGAUUCACCGCUCCGACCACUCGCCCGAGAGUAGCAAUCUUGGUCAGGAUGCAGGAUUGUUGACCAGAAAACCUGUCACUCGUGGAUCUUCUUCAACGGUUAGAUCCAACGGUUGUAGAGCUUACACGUCAUAUUCAUCUUCCAAAGCCAUGCAUUUCAGAAAACUCUCUGGUUGCUAUGAGUGCCACAUGAUUGUUGAUCCAAGCAGGUAUCCAGUAUCACCAAGAAUAUGUGCAUGUCCACAAUGUGGGGAGAUUUUCCCUAAGCUUGAAAAUCUCGAGCAUCAUCAAGCAGUUCGUCAUGCCGUAUCGGAGUUGGGGCCAGAGGAUUCAGGACGAAACAUAGUGGACAUCAUCUUCAAAUCUAGCUGGUUACGUAAGGACAGUCCCAUCUACAAGAUCGAACGGAUAUUAAAAGUUCACAACACUCAGCGCACGAUCCAACGGUUUGAGGAUUGUCGCGACGCAGUCAAAUCCCAUGCACAUGCCUCCACCAGAAAAGAGCCUCGUUCAGCCGCUGACGGCAACGAGCUCCUCCGUUUCCACUGCACCACCGUUUCUUGCUCCCUCGGCUCCCGCGGUUCGACAUCUCUUUGCUCCAACUUUCCUGGCUGCCGUGUGUGCACCAUUAUCCGCCACGGCUUCCACGCUAAAACGCUGCGUUUAGGCGGUGGGGCCAAUGAGAUAAAGGGAGUGAGGACCACUGCGAGCAGCGGAAGAGCGCACGAUGCAUCUAGGUGCUUUGACCAGAGGAGAGCAAUGCUUGUUUGUCGUGUGAUUGCCGGAAGAGUGAGGCGCGUGCAGAGUGACUCACCGGAAGAUGAAAAUGGUUCUGGCUCGUAUGAUUCUGUUGCGGGGCCUGCUGGGGUCUACACAAACCUCGACGACUUGGUUGUUUUUAACCCCAAAGCUAUACUUCCUUGCUUUGUAGUAAUCUACAAAGUUUCCGAGCCUUGAAAAAAUUUGCGCUUUGUAACGAUUGGAUUUGUAUUUAGUAAAAAAAAAAAAAAAAGACGAUUGGAUUUGCAAGUUUUAGUGCAAUGUGUGAAGCAACGAACUGUAAUAUUUAGGGGAAAAUUAGCAUAUUAAUUGUGGUGGUGUGGCCUUAAGAGCAAAAGACUAGUGUCUUCUUUUCUUUUCGUUUCAUUUUAUAUUUU
Messenger RNA from Eruca vesicaria subsp. sativa (arugula), 1514 nucleotides. The record is from the annotation of a GenBank genome assembly. Lineage: Eukaryota; Viridiplantae; Streptophyta; Magnoliopsida; Brassicales; Brassicaceae.